AGGAGCUCAUAUAGUAUCUGCUAUACAAGAUGUUGCAAUCAUUAGACGAACUAGUACCCAUCGGCCUUCACGAUACGGACACACACGCAUCCCGACAUGCUUCGUUCGUAUAAUCCAGGAUAACGCCGUAAUGUAAUUCGGCAUACCCCUUUCGUCUAUAAGACCCCCUCCACCUCGCUAGUCUUCAUGGCUUAACUCUAUUGUCUUCCGGCUUUGGCUCUUAAUACACCUAGACGAUGGGAAUCGCUACCUUUAUCGAGAAGCUUGAGCGAACCCUCUCAGAGGGGUCGAAGGUACUGACAGGUUCGUCGAAAGCCGACUUCCAAGCGACCCUAGCACGAUGGACCGAUAUAGAUAAGAGGGAACCCGGUGCUGUGGUUCUGCCAGCUACGGAAAAUGAUAUUGUAAAAAUUAUCAGACUAGCAGUCGAAUCAUCCGUCCCCUUCGUGGCAAAAGCCGGAGGCCAUAGUUCAUGGUCGACUAUUGGAUCCUCAGGGUUAAUAUUAGAUCUAAGUUUAAUCAGGACAGUCGAAAUUAAUACCAAAAAUCAAACGGCUACUGCAGGUGCUGGCACCUUGAUAGAAGAUGUGGUUCAGGCUGUUGAUGAGAAGGGUUAUUGUGUCGCAACUGGAACAGUCAAUAGCGUUGGUUUCAUCCCAUCCACGGUCGGUGGUGGCAUCACUCUUCUGGCCCCGCUGGUUGGUUUUGGCUCUGACAACAUUGUAUCUGCCCGCAUGGUUACCGCCAAGGGAGAGAUUAUCGCCAUUUCAGACGAUGAAAAUCCCGAGCUCCUCUACGCAAUAAAGGGCGCGGGUCAGUAUUUCGGUGUCAUCACAUCCCUCACCGUCAAAAUACAUCCUAUUUCCAUUCUGGGUACUCCUGAUGGAACCGUAUGGAGCGGAACCCUGGUUUUUGACCUGUCGAAGGCCGCCAUCCAAGUCAAACAAAACACGACAAGAUCUUAUUGUCUGGCUGGCGUAUUACCAGCGCCCCCGACUCUUGAUCCUAUCAUUAUGGUUGCCAUCAUUCACCUUGGAAGCAAGGCGGAUGCUGACAUAGCAUUCAAGCCUUUGCUUGACCUCGAACCAAUUGCAGUCCCAGCGAGUAGCGAAGUACCUUUUGGAAAGGUGAAUGCGGCCUUCCAGGCGUUUGAAAGCAAAGGCGGCCUAAAGAAGUGGCUAGCGAUUGGUCUUACGAGCAUGAACCAAUUCAAACCAGAUGAUAUGACGCUAUUUGUUGACCAGAGGGCUAAAGUAACAGAAAAAUACCCAACUGCCAAGCCGACAGGCUUCGUCAUCGAAUUCACGAGUGAUGGUCCUUGGGACAAGGUAGCGGCGGAGAAAGAGACUGCCUGGUCACACCGAGACAUUGCUACAUGGUGCCACUUGCUCUGUUGGGCUUCCGACGAGGAGACCCUAAAUUAUGCAUACCGAGUAGCUGAGAGAAUCAAAGAACACCUCCGCUCGACUCAGGAACAAAACGACUACACCAUCUACGGAAACUUCUCGCGAUCUGCGCCUGUCCUGGAAAGAUAUAAGGGGCAUGAGCGCGUGGAGAAAUUGCGUAAAUUGACACUACGCUGGGACCCUGAGGGUAUUUUCACAAGAGAAUUCCUGUGAGAAGCUUACGGCCGAUCAGACGCCAUUUAGUUGAAAUAAUUAUUCCUCGUUGAAAACGAUACGUACGGCAUAAUCUAUGUUUGUGCGAUUAUAAACUAUUUGGUUUCGAAAUUAAGAUAAUCAGCUACUUUGACCCCAAGCCAGACUAAUUGGAUGCUAUUUGAGUCCGAGCUUUCCGAGCUUCGGACCCUAACAAAGCGGCUGGAUUCCGACCGAAAUU
This is a messenger RNA of Hypoxylon trugodes, 1839 nucleotides long. RefSeq names its product FAD-binding domain-containing protein. The record is from RefSeq and is a predicted model, not a curated record. Gene Ontology annotation, molecular function: FAD binding. The transcript is spliced from 4 exons. The coding region runs from base 237 to 1619 and encodes 460 amino acids. NCBI's taxonomy places the organism in Eukaryota, Fungi, Ascomycota, Sordariomycetes, Xylariales, Hypoxylaceae.